Molecule: messenger RNA, 213 nt
Organism: Ilex paraguariensis (yerba mate)
Lineage: Eukaryota; Viridiplantae; Streptophyta; Magnoliopsida; Aquifoliales; Aquifoliaceae
Source: the annotation of a GenBank genome assembly
AUGGGGAAAGAUUGCUGCCGAAAGUUUUUGGAAGGUGGAAUUCUGAAGCCUGCAAAUGGACAAGCAUCUGAGCAAGUAUCUUGGUAUGUGCCCAAACCUUUUACUUCUGAACAAGCACUGCUGGACAACAUCAACCCUUCUGCUUCAGUUGCCGUGAAAUUUACUACCAGCAAGAGGGAAGAGACUUUUGGAAUUGUGACUUCACCAAGCUAG